AUGGCAAUGACAAACAACAAAACAUUAUGUUUUACAUGCAAUAAAGAAAAAAUAACAUAUGCUUGUGAAGGAUGUUCAAAAAGAUUUUGUUUAAUACAUUUAACAGAACAUCAACAAAUAUUAAAUGAAGAAUUAAAUCAUAUCAUUAAUGAUUAUGAUGAAUUCAAACAAAGAAUAAAUGAACAAAAACAAAAUCCACAAAGUCAUUCAUUAAUAAAACAAAUUAAUCAAUGGGAAACAAAUUCAAUUGAAAUAAUUCAACAAAAAGCACAAGAAUGUAGAAAAAUUGUCAUUAAAUCUUCAAAAACAUUUAUUGAUGAUAUUGAAAUGAAAUUUAAUAAUUUAAGUGAACAAAUAAAACAAAUUCAUAAAGAAAAUGAAUUUAAUGAAAUUAAUUUAAACUAUUUAAGAAAUCAAUUGAUGAAAAUUACACAAGAAUUAAGUAAUCCAUCAAAUAUGUCUAUUCAACAAAAUUCACAAUCGUUUAUUAAUGAUAUUUCAGUUAUUUUAUUAAAAAGUUGCGGAACAACAAGAGGAAACGAUCCAGAUGAUAAUGACUCCAACAAGAAAUCAAUACAAAAAACUGGUCAGUCACAACUUCAACAACCGUCUAGCUAUGAUAGAAUAGAUAGUGAUGAAGAUUUUCACAAUCAAUGGUCAAAAAAAUCAAAAAAAUCAAACAUGAUAAGUGAUGAUGAUGAUGACGAUAAUAUUAAUCGAGAUGGAUCUGGCCGUCAUACACGUUCAUCUGCUACUUUAUCUAAACUUCGUAUUAAUUUUGACGAUUCCGAUGAUGAAAAUGAAGAUUCACGUCAUUAUUCCUAUUCUAAACGAGAUAUAGCUGAAUAUCGUAAUCAUUAUCCAAAUGCACGAUCAAAUCCAAAAAUACAUGAUAAUUAUGAUUUUUAUACAAAUCAAAUACGUUCUCAUCCAGAUGGUGAUCUCAUUGACAAUAUACAUAAGAACUGGUUGGGUGAUUAUAGAAAGUUAGAAUUUCAUCAUGGUUAUAUCCAAUGGUUGUUUCCAUUACAAGAAUGUGAUCUUAAUAUAUCUUCUGAACAAUUGCAAAAGCAUGAAAUCGAGUCAAUUAGCAAAAAUGAAAAGGCAUUGGAAAGACUUUUAACAUCUUAUAAGCUCAUGCUUGAUUUUUAUGGUUUUGAAUUAGUGGAUGAAAAUACAGGCGAAAUACGCCGUUUAUCUGAUGAUUCUUACAAAUCAUGUUUUCGUAAUCUCAACUCAGCAUCACAUAAUUAUUUACGUAUUACUCGUAUAUUAAAAUGUUUGGGUGAAUUUAAAUAUGAAUAUCUCAAAUUUCCUUUUCUGGCAGCAAUCUUACGAGAAAGUAUUACAGAAAAUACAUUAUCAAAUUGUCUUCGAUCAUGUAAAGAUUAUUGGAUUGAAACAUUACGUAGUCCUGAAGAACGACGUGCUAUUCGACAGUAUGCAAGAGAAUUAGUCGAAUAUCGAAAUAAAGGAAUGACACCACCUAAAUCACAUAAGGCUCAUCGUCCACGACCGACGUCAGCAGUAAGAAAGCAAAUUGAUGUGGAACAUUAA
Messenger RNA from Adineta steineri, 1557 nucleotides. NCBI's taxonomy places the organism in Eukaryota, Metazoa, Rotifera, Eurotatoria, Adinetida, Adinetidae. The record is from the annotation of a GenBank genome assembly.